This is a messenger RNA of Mesorhabditis spiculigera, 366 nucleotides long. Lineage: Eukaryota; Metazoa; Nematoda; Chromadorea; Rhabditida; Rhabditidae. The record is from the annotation of a GenBank genome assembly.
AUGGAAGAAGCUAAUGCUGAAAUCGUUGAAGCUCAUCGAUCUCAAACAAAAUUGAUUCAAGCAGAGGCUCGUGGCGAAACGCAUCAACCAACAAUAUUGUUCAACCAUGCACAAGAUAAUCUAAUGAUCGUAGCAUCUGAAAUGGCUAUCACAAAGAGUCACAAUAUGGAGCCAAUUAUUACGAUGGCACAUUAUGAUAUGCCGAUUCAUUUGGUUACCGAAUAUGGUGGUUUGGCUAAUCGCAAAGUCGUAGAUUUGUUUGUUAAUUAUGCCAAAGUACUGCUUGAAAGAUACGGAGAUAAGUUCCUACAGUCGAAUUUAAUUCACUCGGGAUUUAUUCCGGACAAUCUGAGAACAUGGAAGAAU